Papilio xuthus (Asian swallowtail) is the source of this 1292-nucleotide messenger RNA. RefSeq names its product nuclear factor erythroid 2-related factor 2-like. Gene Ontology annotation, molecular function: DNA binding; DNA-binding transcription factor activity. The transcript has 5 exons. Lineage: Eukaryota; Metazoa; Arthropoda; Insecta; Lepidoptera; Papilionidae. The record is from RefSeq and is a predicted model, not a curated record. Gene Ontology annotation, biological process: regulation of DNA-templated transcription. The coding region runs from base 110 to 970 and encodes 286 amino acids.
UUCCUGUCCUGUCUAACCUAUGCCAUUUGAUAAGAAAUUUAUUGGAAUAACAAGAAGUUAAUUUGGGUAAAAAAUAAUAAACAGUUUGCACCGUUUACAAAUAUGAAGAAUGGAUGAGUUCGGAAAGCACUCGGCCUCGUAUCAGCUCGAUCAAGAAAUAUUAGACGCACGUGGUAUCAACAUGAAGGUGGAAGAAGUUGCAGGGCUCUCGACAUGCAAGUAUUCAGCAAGAGUUCAAGCUUUACAUCUCAGCGAUGAUGACCUCGCCUUCCUCAAGGGUUUACGGAGACGGAUCAAGAAUAGAUUAGCAUCACAAAACAGUCGUAGACGCAGUAUAGAACAUCUGCGUAGAUUGGCCAGAGAAUUAAGAGCGGUCCGAGCUUGUAGAGAGGACGUAUUAUCAGAACGAAGGAGUUUACUUGCUCAGAGAGAUGAGAUACGAACACAUUGUUUGAGAUUAAGAAGACAUCUAGUUCAGGUAUUAAGAGAUAGAUCUGACACAACAUUAGUGCCUCAAGAAGAUUUAGAAAUAGAUGAAUUAACAGAAGAAUCUCAAACUGUAAAACCGUCCAAUAGAAUGAAUGAGACCAAAUGUAACUUUAAAAAUAGAAUAGAAAAUUACCAAGAUGAUAUAAAGAAGAAUAUAUUUAAUGAUGAAAAGAUAUAUACAAAAAGUAAUAUGCUAGAAGAAGAUUUAAAUGAUAUGAAGAUAUUCGAGUGUCGUAUAGAUAAAUUGGUUCAGCAAAGCGUGAAUCAUAUAUUUAAAGAGGAUAAAAAGAAGAUAUGUGCAAAGACUAUAUUUAUAACGGAGAAUAUUCUAGAAGAGAGGAAUGAUGGUGUUUUGAAUUUGUCAGUAAAAGAAGGUAGGAGAAAGAGUCAUGGAAGGAAACAGUCUGCUCCGAGAAGGAUUCCUUAUGUUUACGGAAAUGACGGAGUACUCGAUUUAAAAAUAAAGAAAGAGCCACAGUGAUAGAAAAGACAAUAUAGUAUAUAAGAUGUUAUUUACACACGUAUGUACAGACCAAAAAAUAUUAUUAUAUAUUUGUAAAGUAUGAUAAUUGUUGAUACUGUUUUACCUACAGAGCUCACGUUUAGUAGGUUUCUGAGACUAAAAUCUGUAUAAUACAUAGUUAGGGAACAUACCCAUACUACGUGACAUAUUUUAUUUAGUUUUUUCGACCCCUCCCACCCCUCUUUGACCACUCGUAGUACAUGCCAAUACACUUCCCUCCCUUUAGUUUUUACGUAGUAAUUCAUAAUUAUGAUUUUAAAUCAUUUCACAGGCAAAAAUU